AUGUCAGAUUUAUCAAAUCCAAACCCAGUUAUAUAUAGUGUAGAAGAUGAUGGUAAUCUCUUUAAUCAACAAGAGAGAUUUACAGAAGACGAGGAUACUGUAGAUGAUUUCGAUGUCUAUGAGAUUUUCGAUCUCGUUCGUGAUAUUACAGACCCUGAACACCCUCUUUCAUUGGAACAAUUGAAUGUAGUCAGACACGAGAACAUCAAGAUUGAAAAGGACAAUAACUUUAUCAGAUUAUACUUUACACCAACCGUACCUCAUUGUUCGAUGGCCAAUAUCAUUGGUUUGUCGAUUAAAGAAAAGUUGGCUCGUUCACUACCUCAAAGAUUUAAAGUAGAUGUUAAAGUAACUCCUGGUAGUCAUUCUUCUGAAUCUUCUGGUAUGUCUAACAACAAAGUUGAUACUUUCUUUAUACUUAUUAUCAUUCAUUCAUUCAUUCAUUGCAAAUUUAUAGUAAACAAACAAUUGGGUGAUAAAGAACGUGUUUCAGCAGCAUUAGAUUCAAAUUCACCAAUUCUUAGUGUUGUAAAUGAAUGUAUAAAGAUUUAA
Molecule: messenger RNA, 552 nt
Organism: Cavenderia fasciculata
Lineage: Eukaryota; Evosea; Eumycetozoa; Acytosteliales; Cavenderiaceae
Gene: fam96B
Product: DUF59 family protein
Exons: 1
Coding region: 1-552 (183 amino acids)
Biological process (GO): iron-sulfur cluster assembly
Source: RefSeq, a predicted model, not a curated record